CCUUCUUUUCUUAGCGGAACGUGGAAUAGUGCAGCACGUAUUCAGUGCUCCUGCUUAAUAUAGUGAUUAAAUCUGGUAUUAUCACUCUUGGAACAUGUCUGAGACUCUGCAACUGCGCGGCCAGCUUGUUGGCCACUCCGGAUGGGUAACCCAAAUCGCAACCAAUCCGAAAUAUCCGGAUAUGAUCUUAUCUUCUUCGCGUGAUAAGACAUUGAUCGUUUGGAAGCUUACUCGUGAUGAUGCCAGCUAUGGCAUUCCCCAGAAGCGACUGUACGGUCACUCGCAUUUUAUCAGUGACGUUGUUCUGUCUUCCGAUGGUAACUACGCUCUGUCUGGUUCCUGGGAUAAGACCUUGCGUUUGUGGGAUUUAGCUGCUGGCAAAUCUACACGUCGGUUUGAAGACCAUACUAAGGAUGUCCUUUCGGUUGCCUUCUCCGUUGACAACCGCCAGAUUGUCUCUGGAUCGCGAGACAAGACCAUCAAGCUGUGGAAUACAUUGGCCGAGUGUAAAUACACUAUCCAGGAAGAUGGACACUCUGACUGGGUAUCGUGCGUUCGAUUCUCGCCAAACCAUUCAAACCCAAUCAUUGUUUCCGCCGGUUGGGAUCGCACCGUUAAAGUAUGGAAUUUGGCCAAUUGCAAGCUGAAGAUCGAUCAUUUGGGUCACAACGGUUACCUCAACUCCGUGUCUGUCUCCCCUGACGGUUCGCUGUGCACAUCUGGAGGCAAGGAUUGCAAGGCUUUCCUGUGGGAUCUGAAUGAUGGCAAACAUUUGCAUACCUUGGAACACAAUGAAGUGAUUAAUGCCCUCUGCUUCUCGCCAAACCGGUAUUGGUUGUGUGUCGCCUAUGGUCCAUCCAUCAAGAUUUGGGAUCUGGCAUGCAAAACCAUGGUGGAAGAAUUGAAGCCAUCGAAGGCCGAUCCUCCACAGUGUCUGUCGUUGGCUUGGUCUACUGAUGGACAAACUCUGUACGCCGGUUAUUCGGAUAACAUCAUUCGUGUGUGGCAAGUAUCAGUCUCUGCCCGCUAAAAAUGCGUUGAAUGAUACACUGUUCUUGAAUAGACUUUUCUGUGAAUUGGUAUUUGGAGAACAAUAAACUACUGGAUAUAAAUAA
Molecule: messenger RNA, 1115 nt
Organism: Toxorhynchites rutilus septentrionalis
Lineage: Eukaryota; Metazoa; Arthropoda; Insecta; Diptera; Culicidae
Gene: Rack1
Product: guanine nucleotide-binding protein subunit beta-like protein
Exons: 3
Coding region: 95-1030 (311 amino acids)
Biological process (GO): positive regulation of protein phosphorylation; rescue of stalled cytosolic ribosome
Cellular component (GO): nucleus; cytosol
Molecular function (GO): translation regulator activity; ribosome binding; protein kinase C binding
Source: RefSeq, a predicted model, not a curated record